Molecule: messenger RNA, 1551 nt
Organism: Anoplopoma fimbria (sablefish)
Lineage: Eukaryota; Metazoa; Chordata; Actinopteri; Perciformes; Anoplopomatidae
Gene: gabra3
Product: gamma-aminobutyric acid type A receptor subunit alpha3
Exons: 10
Coding region: 1-1551 (516 amino acids)
Biological process (GO): regulation of postsynaptic membrane potential; signal transduction; monoatomic ion transmembrane transport
Cellular component (GO): GABA-A receptor complex; synapse; postsynapse
Molecular function (GO): GABA-gated chloride ion channel activity; transmitter-gated monoatomic ion channel activity involved in regulation of postsynaptic membrane potential; GABA-A receptor activity
Source: RefSeq, a predicted model, not a curated record
AUGUCCCUCAGGUGCCAGCCUGUGCCAGGCACGGCCAACUGGGAAAAGGCCCAGGGGCCAACCCAGAACAUGCUGCAGGGACUCCAGCCCAGCUGGCAGGGGAACUCGUGGGCAUCCCGCAGGAAACGCUGGAGGAGGUUACUGGGGAAAGAUGGGCGGACUUUGUACAGCUACAGCUCGGCAAUGGAUAUUGUGGCAGUAGUUGGACACAGAGAGCCGUUGCCUGAUGAUAGUAGAGACAAUAUCACCAUUUUCACCCGAAUUCUAGACAGGCUGUUGGAUGGAUAUGACAACAGACUACGUCCUGGGCUGGGAGAGAGUGUGACAGAAGUGAGGACAAACAUCUAUGUGACAAGUUUUGGGCCGGUGUCGGAUACAGACAUGGAGUACACCAUCGACGUCUUCUUCCGUCAGAGUUGGAGGGACGAGAGGCUGAAGUUUGACGGGCCCAUGCAAGUUCUACCACUCAACAACCUCUUGGCCAGUAAGAUCUGGACUCCUGAUACAUUUUUCCACAAUGGAAAGAAAUCGGUGGCCCAUAACAUGACGACUCCUAACAAACUGCUACGACUAGUUGACAACGGCACACUUCUCUACACGAUGAGGUUGACCAUUCAUGCUGAGUGCCCCAUGCACCUUGAGGAUUUCCCGAUGGAUGCACACGCCUGUCCUCUGAAAUUCGGAAGUUACGCUUACACCAAUAACGAGGUGAUCUACCUGUGGACCCAAGGAGAUGAAAGAUCUGUUGCCGUGGCAGAGGAUGGCUCCAGGCUGAACCAGUAUGACUUACUGGGACAUGUUAUUGGCAAAGAAACCAUCAGUUCCAGCACAGGAGAAUAUGUAGUGAUGACAACAUAUUUCCAUUUGAAAAGGAAAAUUGGCUAUUUUGUGAUUCAAACCUACCUCCCGUGCAUCAUGACUGUCAUACUGUCUCAGGUCUCCUUCUGGCUAAACAGAGAAUCGGUUCCUGCUCGCACUGUAUUUGGGGUCACCACUGUCCUAACCAUGACCACCCUGAGCAUCAGUGCUAGAAACUCCCUCCCUAAGGUGGCCUAUGCCACUGCCAUGGACUGGUUCAUGGCUGUGUGCUAUGCCUUUGUCUUCUCUGCCUUGAUUGAGUUUGCCACAGUCAACUACUUCACCAAACGCAGCUGGGCAUGGGAUGGGAAAAAAGAGGGCAUGGAGAUAAGGGAACCGUUUCAGGCUAACAUGGCCAGGAUUAACGAUAUGAGAAGAGAAUCGGCGACUUUGUCCAAAAAGGCAAACAACACCUUCAACAUUGUUGGAACCACCUACGCCAUCAACGUGGCUAAAGACCAAGGUUUAACAACCAUUUCCAAGAGUGCCACUGCAGCGGCGGCCAAACACCAGUACCUCCAUAAAAUGGAUGACCCAUACACGGAGGCCAAGAAAUCCUACAACCGUGUCAGCAAAGUGGACAAGAUCUCGCGCAUCAUUUUCCCAGUUCUGUUCUUCAUCUUCAACUUAGGCUACUGGGCCACGUAUGUCAACAGGAAGCCCGCUAUCAUGAAGGCAAACAACUUAAACUGA